AUCGCGCUCAGUUCAGGCUUCUGUCCCUCCUCGACCCAUCAGAUGUGAAUGUGAUAGCGGAUCAGUCCAGUGCGGAUGAACGAUGCUUUGAUUCUCAUUCAUGUCAACAACAAUCUGAAGAGCACCCAAACCGACGUCUCGCGCUUUCACAUGAACGGAAUAAAAUGCAGCCGGACGAUUCGCAGUAUUUGCAGCGGAAAUGUAGGAUUGGUGAUAUAGAUGUGCAUCCUACAGAAAAGGCUCUAGUGGUGUACUAUGAGGUGGAAGCAUCCAUUUUAGGAGAGUCAGGCAAUGCCAGGCAUGAGGAAAAGAAGGAAUGCCAGAAAAUCAUCCGGCUGAGGAGUCUGAAUGCCAGCACUGACAUUUCCUCCCUGGCCAGGAAGGUGGUGGAAGAGUGUAAAAUCAUUCAUCCAUCAAAACUGGCAGAAGUGGAGCAUCUGCUGCUGUAUUUACAGAACCGAAAGAAGCCCAGCAGUAAAUCAGAGAAGAAGGAAAAGAAACCGCUGAAACCCAGAGAACUACUGCCGUUUGAAGGAAUGGAAAUUGAUGAGGAGGCCAAUAUUAAUAAAAUCGAUGAUUACAUAGAGCUGUUGUAUGAGAACAUCCCUGAGAAGAUUAGAGGGUCCACUCUGAUCCUCCAUUUGGCCCGUAACCCUGAUAACCUGGAGGAGCUCCUGCAUAAUGAGACUGCACUUGGAGCUCUGGCCCGGGUACUGAGAGAGGACUGGAAACACAGUGUGGAGUUAGCAACUACUAUCAUCUACGUUUUUUUCUGCUUCUCAAGUUUCUCUCAGUUCCACGGGCUCAUCACGCACUAUAAGAUCGGCGUGCUGUGCAUGAACAUCAUCGAGCAUGAGCUGAAGAAAUAUGACCUGUGGCAGGAUGAGUUAGAGAAGAAGAGCAAGGCUUGUGACGAAGACCCCGACAACCAGAGCUUACGGAAGGAGCAUGAGAAAACCCUAAAGAAAUACCAAAGCUUCCUCGUCAAACAGGAGCAGCUGCUGCGAGUUGCGUUCUACCUGCUGUUGAACCUGUCUGAGGACACCCGCACAGAGCUCAAGAUGAGGAACAAGAACAUUGUGCACCUGCUGGUCAAGUCUCUAGAGAGAGAGAACGAAGAGCUGCUGGUGCUGGUGGUCUCCUUCCUCAAAAAGCUCAGCAUCUUCUUGGAGAACAAGAACGACAUGGCCGAGAUGGACACUGUGGAGAAGCUAGCUCGUCUGGUUCCAUGUGAGCACGAAGACCUGAUGAACGUCACUCUGCGACUCCUUCACAACCUCUCCUUUGACACGGGCUUACGCACCAAGAUGGUGCAUGUGGGUUUGCUGCCCAAACUCACUGCUCUGCUGGGCGAUGACACGCACAAGCACAUAGCGAUGCGUAUCCUGUACCACAUCAGCGUUGAUGACAAAUCUAAAUCCAUGUUCGCGUAUACUGACUGCAUCCCUCAGCUCAUGCAAAUGCUCUUUGAACUUGGUGAAGAGAGAAUCGACACCGAGCUCAUUUCCUUCUGCAUCAACCUGGCUGCUAACAAGACUAAUGCUCAGAUAAUCUGUGAGGGUAAUGGAUUGAAGAUGCUGAUGAAAAGAGCACUCAAAAUGAAGGACCCACUGCUGAUGAAAAUGAUCAGGAACGUCUCACAACACGAUGGAACCUUGAAACAACUCUUCAUUGACUAUGUGGGUGAUCUGGCAGCUCAGAUCAAGCUGGAGGGCAAUGAAGAGUUUGUUAUUGAGUGCUUGGGUACAAUGGCAAACCUCACCAUACCUGACCUGGACUGGGAGCUCCUGCUGAAAGAAUACAACCUGGUGCCCUACCUAAAAGACCACCUCAAACCCGGUUCAGCAGAGGAUGACCUGAUCCUGGAGGUGGUGAUCAUGAUCGGUACAGUGUCAAUGGACGACUCCUGUGCAGUCAUGCUGGCAAAGUCCGGCAUCAUUCCUGCUCUUAUUGAGCUGCUAAAUGCCCAACAGGAAGAUGAUGAAUUUGUGUGUCAGAUCAUCUACGUCUUCUACCAGAUGGUUUUCCACCAGGCCACCAGAGAUGUCAUCAUUAAGGACACUCAGGCCCCAGCUUACCUCAUCGACCUAAUGCAUGACAAAAAUGUGGAGAUCCGACAGGUGUGUGACAACACUCUGGACAUUAUUGCCGAGUAUGAUGAAGAGUGGGGGAAGAAGAUCCAAAGUGAGAAGUUUCGCUGGCAUAACUCGCAGUGGCUGGAGAUGGUGGAAAGCAGACAGAUGGAGGAUGCAGAGCCAUACCUGUAUGGAGACGACCCGGACGCCCUAGAGCAGCCUGAUCUCUUCUACAGCACUGACGGUAUGAUGCCCCCUGAGCCCGGCCUCAGUCCAGACUUCUACAGCCAGUUCCACUCUCAGAAUGGAGACUUCAGCGCCUGUAAUGGAGCCGAAGCACGUCCUGCCACUGCCUACGGCUUUCGUCCUGAUGAGCCGUUCUUCCACGGGUACGGAUCCAGCAGAUAGAGUCACUGCAUAACAGUUUGCUACAAGACGAUUUUAAUCUCCUUGAAAACUCAAACGCUGUGAACCAACCAUCUCUUCCACAAAAUGUGAGCCCACCCUUGGAUUCAAAGGCAGAUUUAAUGACGAGACCCCCGUAAAAUGCUUGGUGAUGCUUUAUAACUUUAAAUGAUUAAUUAACAAGCAAAUCAGUAGUUCACGUUCAUUCAAAUAUGAAUAUAAAAUAUGUUAUAUAUUUUAUAUUCCCAUGUUUGGUUAUAAAUUGUUUUUUUUUUUCUGACUUUUUGAAUGUACACACAUCUGCUAAGCUUUAUUACAUUAUGUAAUGCUUUACAUUAUCUUAUACAAUGUAUUAAUAUUAUUUAUGAAAGAUAUAAAGCGCUGUAGUUCAGUGGGCAUAAUUUGGGUUCAAAACUUUUUGAUCUUUAGAGAGAGAGAGAGACAUACAGGUAAAGUAUAAUGUGCUGCAUGCGCUACAUACCACCAAUGAAACAACUGACUUACUAAUGACAAAGUUACAGUUUAGCUUCAGAAUAGUCUUCAUUUAUUUAUACAUUUUAUUUUUGUUUUUUAGGUUUUGGAGAGUGCACUUUAAUAUUAAGUAUAAUCACUGAACUGGAUUAAAUCUGUUCUUCAUAUUUAAAUAAUUAUCAGCUAAAAUGUUAUUGACUAUUUUAUCUUUACAUGAUAUUAUAAUGUACUUUCGGCCAGUAAAUGGAUUAUUAUAUAGCCAGUUUUCAUUAACCCAAUGACCAUAAACUGCAUUUACAGCUUCAUAAAGAUGUAGCAUCACUCACUAUCUUGCACUACUUGUCUUAUAACAAAACUAUACGCUGUGUCUGUCAGAUAGCAUAUAUUAGUAGACAUUCCUCUUAGAGAUAUUUAUGAAUUAACUACCUAACCAUGUCCAGGAUUCAUUGCUGUGAAAAGAGUCUUACAACACUAUAAGUAAGGUGCUAAAUGCUGCCUCUGUUACAAUUUUAUGUAAUUGUUUUUACUUGAUUAUCAUGUUUCUGAUUGAGCUGUAGCAUGUGUCUGUUCAUUUUUAAGUCUUAUUUUAGAGUACUGUAAUUUAGUUUUAAUUUAUCACAAUGAAUUCAGGACCGCUCUGUAUUUCCAGACACAAAACGUGCCUCGUAACAUCUUGGCCUUUGCUGCUAUAAUGAUCCUGUGAAUUGUCCUUAACUGCAAACAGAAGAAAUAAAACAAUGCACUAA
Molecule: messenger RNA, 3697 nt
Organism: Ctenopharyngodon idella (grass carp)
Lineage: Eukaryota; Metazoa; Chordata; Actinopteri; Cypriniformes; Xenocyprididae
Product: kinesin-associated protein 3-like
Exons: 20
Coding region: 165-2483 (772 amino acids)
Biological process (GO): cilium organization; microtubule-based movement
Cellular component (GO): axoneme; kinesin II complex; ciliary transition zone
Molecular function (GO): kinesin binding
Source: RefSeq, a predicted model, not a curated record